CCUGGGCGUUCCGCAAGGCCGUCUGCCCGGCGGGGUCGCGCGCGCGGUUACGGGGCUCGCUCCCGCGGGGCAGGUCCGGGCUGGGAGCGGGCGCCGGGGUCGGCGUGGCGGCGACUGCCUGGGCCGCGAGGUCGACCCCCGCUGCUGCAGCGGCAGAGGCUGAGGGACCCGCCGCGGCGCUGUCGCCGGAGAGGGAGGGCCCCGCUGCCGUCGGUGAAACCAGCCCAGAGAAGUUACGGGAUUUUCCCCCGGGGUCUCCUGCCCAGCAAGCCAGCGCCGUGACCCAGGUGUGGGAGAUGAUGGUGGCGUCUCUCACUCACGUGUAAAGUGGUCAGUGGGAAAUUGAUGAUCGCAGCGUGGUCAAGCUUGUUUCUCCCGGGCGCUCUUCCGAGGGUAUCUGGGCUGCCUCUGGAGUCGCAGUGUCUUGGGCUGCCAGAAGACAAGGCUCUAAAGAGCCCUACCCUGGCAAGAUUGCAAGAUACCGCUCAAAAAUCUACUACAGAUGAUAACGCCAAAAAGGCCAUUGUAGAAUUAAUGGCCUAUGAAGAUACAAAUCCGGAAUGUCAAUUGACUAUAAAGCCAUGCUGACUACAAUCAAUUACAGGAGACUGGAACCCGUGGUGACCUGGGGAUUCUCCAGACACAACCGCAGCCCCGUCCCCGACCAGCCGAGGCAGCAACAGCAACAGCUCGGGCACAAGGACGGAACCGCUGAACUCCAGGUUGCUUGCCUGGGAGUAGGAGAAAUCCACCUGCUGGGGGCUGAGCGUGGCCUGAGGGACAGGCCCUGGGUCCAGGGAUGCCCCUGCCCGAGCCCAGCGAGCAGGAGGGCGAGAGUGUGAAGGCUGGCCAGGAGCCGUGCCCCGAGCCAGGCACAGAAGUCGUCCCGGCAGCCCCCAGGAAGCCCAGAAAGUUCUCCAAACUGGUCCUGCUCACAGCCUCCAACCAAGAUGAGGAUGGGGUGGGCUCCAAGCCCCAGGAAGUGCACUGCGUCCUUUCCCUGGAGAUGGCUGGCCCUGCCACCCUCGCCAGCACCUUGCAGAUCCUGCCAGUCGAGGAGCAGGGAAGGGUGGUCCAGCCAGCCCUGCAGAUGCCUGAACAGAAGUGCAGCAAGCUGGACACAGCAGCCCCUCAGUCCCUGGAGUUCCUGAGGACACCAUUCGGGGGCCGCCUCCUGGUGCUGGAGUCCUUCCUUUACAAGCAGGAGAAGGCUGUGGGGGACAAGGUGUACUGGAAGUGCCGCCAGCAUGCUGAGCUGGGCUGCCGGGGCCGGGCCAUCACCCGAGGCCUGCGGGCCACAGUGAUGCGGGGCCACUGCCAUGUGCCCGAUGAGCAAGGCCUGGAGGCCCGGCGCCAGAGAGAGAAGCUGCCCAGCCUGGCUCUGCUAGAGGGCUUGGGAGAGCCCCAGGGUCCUGAGGGCCCUGGAGGCCUAGUGGAGGAGCCACUGGAGGGGGUGGGCCCUUGGCAGUGCCCUGAGGAGCCAGAGCCAGAGCCAGAGCCCACUCCUGGGCUGGUGCUGAGCAAGCCAGCCCCGGAGGAGGAUGAGGGACCCCGAGCCCUGUCACUGCUGAGCCUGCCGCCCAAGAAACGUUCGAUCCUGGGGCUGGGACAGGCCCAGCCCCUCGAGUUCCUGAGGACGUGCUACGGGGGCAGCUUCCUGGUACAUGAGUCGUUCCUCUACAAGCGAGAGAAGGCUGUCGCGGACAAGGUGUAUUGGUCCUGCCGGGACCAUGCACUGCACAGCUGCCGGAGCCGGGCCAUCACCCAGGGACAGCGGGUGACCGUGAUGCGUGGCCACUGCCACCCUCCCGAUAUGGAGGGCCUGGAAGCCCGGCGGCAGCAGGAGAAGGCCACGGAGACACUGCAGGCUGGGCAGGACGGCCCUGGGAGCCAAGCGGACACGCUGCUCCGAGGUGUGGAUAGUCUGCUGUACCCCAGGGGUCCUGGUCCCCUGACUCUCACCACGCCCCGGCCCAGAAAGCGAGCGAAGGUCGAAGACCAGGAGCUGCCAACCCAGCCGCAAGCCCCGGAAGGAUCCCCGGACGAGGACCAGGACGUGGCUGCAGACCCUGGAGGCCCUGAGUUCCUGAAGACGCCCCUGGGGGGCAGCUUCCUCGUGUACGAGUCCUUCCUCUACCGGCGGGAGAAGGCAGCCGGGGAGAAGGUGUAUUGGACCUGCCGAGACCAGGCCCGCAUGGGCUGCCGCAGCCGCGCCAUCACCCAGGGCCGACGGGUGACUGUGAUGCGUGGCCACUGCCACCCACCCGACCUGGGGGGCCUGGAGGCCCUGAGGCAGCGGGAGAAACGCCCCAACAUGGCGCAGCGGGGGAGCCCAGGAGGCCCAGAGUUCUUGAAGACGCCCCUGGGGGGCAGCUUCUUGGUGUACGAGUCCUUCCUCUACCGGCGGGAGAAGGCAGCCGGGGAGAAGGUGUAUUGGACCUGCCGGGACCAGGCCCGCAUGGGCUGCCGCAGCCGCGCCAUCACCCAGGGCCGGCGGGUCAUGGUCAUGCGCAGGCACUGCCACCCACCCGACCUGGGUGGCCUGGAGGCCCUGCGGCAGCGGGAGCACUUCCCCAACCUGGCACAGUGGGACAGUCCAGAACCCCUCCCACCCCUGGAGUUCCUGAGGACUUCCCUGGGGGGCAGGUUCCUGGUGCACGAGUCCUUCCUCUAUAGGAAGGAGAAGGCGGCCGGGGAGAAGGUGUACUGGAUGUGCCGGGACCAGGCUCGGCUGGGCUGCCGCAGCCGCGCCAUCACCCAGGGCCACCGCGUCAUGGUCAUGCGCAGCCACUGCCACCAGCCCGACCUGGCAGGCCUGGAGGCCUUGAGGCAAAAGGAGCGGCUCCCCAGCACGGCCCAGCAGGAGGAUCCAGAAAAGAUUCAAGUUCAGCUGUGUUUCAAGACGUGUCCUCCCGAAAGCCAGCCGAUGUAUGGGGACAUCAAAGACGUCAGACUGGACGGCGAGUCCCAGUGAGCUGAUACUGGCAGAGGAGCUCUGAGCCGCCCACCUGAGGUGGCUUCCCAUCCAUACGGGUGCUUCCCAGACACUUCGGUUUGCUUGGCAGAAACUUCUUUUCAUUCUUCCAAAGCAUCGAUGGUCUUCGCAUCUUCUCAGGGUGUUUCCUGGGAGGAAUUCUUGGAUGGUGUCCUUGUGUCGGCGGAGAACAGUGCUCAGAGCUGGCGCUUGCAGACUCGGGUGUCGUGGGGCAGGGCAGUGGCACCUUCCUGACCUUUGAAGGUGGUGACACAGUUGCUUGGACACGGACGCCCCUGCUCUCCGGGCACAGCACCCCUGGGUUUGCAGAGCAAGCAGCCUUCCUAGGGCUUUCCACCUGGCGAGGCCGCGCUCUGCUCAGCAACGUGAAUGCCUGGGCAGCAGAGGCGCCUCCCCUUCUGUCAGGCAGCUUCACAGAGCGCGGCUUCAGCAGUCAGAGGGAGCAGUCCGGAGAAGCAAGAUGACCCCACCGGGACUGCAGAGCCUCCUGCUUACUAACAAGGACCUGUCCUCAGCCGCGAGGUCCCUCACUCCCACGCUGUAAUUGUGGGGGGAGUGCCAGCAAUAGGUCUGUCCCCUGGCAGGUUGGCCACGGAGCCCACCUUCCACUGCAAGGCUGUGACAGCCCGGGCACCCCCGCUUCUCCUCUGCUUGUACGGUUCCCCCAAUAAAUCCUAUUUUCCAUCUCAC
Cercocebus atys (sooty mangabey) is the source of this 3685-nucleotide messenger RNA. It is a transcript of the gene FLYWCH1, whose product is annotated as FLYWCH-type zinc finger 1. The record is from RefSeq and is a predicted model, not a curated record. The transcript has 13 exons. NCBI's taxonomy places the organism in Eukaryota, Metazoa, Chordata, Mammalia, Primates, Cercopithecidae. The coding region runs from base 800 to 2974 and encodes 724 amino acids.